ACAUUUUACACUCUGCAUAGGACUUGCAGAGUCACAGUUGCAUUGGAGUCUUGUUGUGUGAAAUUUAGUAAGCCACCCACGAUGGAUGUGAAAGCGCUUGCGGUUAUAACCCUGCUGAUGGUGACAAUGUGCAUCCACAUAUCACAUGCAAAGCCAUUCAGCCUGGGCCAGAGAUGCUGGUGCAGAUCUCCUGAGAAGAGUGUGCACAAGAACAACGUCAAGAACCUGAAGUUUCUGAACACUCCCAACUGCCCUCUGCAGAUCAUUGCAACAAUGAGAAAUGACAAGCAAGUCUGUCUUGACCAUGAUACUAAAUGGCUACAGCAGUACUUGAAGAAUGCUAUUAACAAGAUUAAAAAAUCAAGAGGCGUUUGAGAACAUGUGCUGGAUUACAGCUCCUUUCACCCAUGUCAUAUUUGUAUUCUUCUUUGGACUGCUUGCUGUAACAGCACUUACAUGUAUGUUGAAGCAUUAAUACUGCCACCUGCAUCAACACUGCUUUUAAUGCCAAUAUAAAUUAUAUAUGUGAAAUUAUAUGUAGAUGUCUUAUAUAACUAUGAUACAGGUCACACAUCUGUGAGUUUAGCUUCUUGUUCCUUGAUGUUUAUGUGCUAGUGAACUUCGUUGCUUUUGGUCUAAAGUCAUACAAAGAACUAAUUGAAGUUAAUUUCUAAAGAAUAACUUGCAGACUGACCUUCACCCUUCGUAAUUAAUUUCCCGUAUGCGCCAGUCCAAAUCUUUUUACUCUGGAACGGAGAAAAUUGGUGACCUUAUAGUCAUAUAAGGUGUUCUGUGUUUUACAGUAUUGACCCCUUCUCCUAGUGCAAAAAUCAAGAACCAUGGAACUGCACUAAAUUGCAUUUAAAACUACUCUCCACUGAUAAUGAGCCCUGUUAUAUUUUGAGAACUCCAAAAUUGGGGCAAAUUGCAUAGUAACAGUUUAAAUGAAUUGUAACUGUGGUUAGAUGCAGAGUCACUACCAUUCCAUUUAUAUGCUAUAGUUUGACAUCACCAGAGCCAUACAAAAUCAUAAGUUUACAGUGCUGCAAUAAGAAGCUGAUUUGCAACUUACUGUACUGCAGCUGCUUGUCCCAAUUUAAUGCACUUUAGUUUAUUCAUAUGGCCGCAUUUGCCAGCAAACAGUGAUUUGGGCUGUUUUGAUGAGUUAAUAAAAUGGAUCACCUGAGGCAAACUUUCUGUAUUUGUAAGAAACCCUUUGCAUCUCCAUUAUAUACUGAUUUCAAAAUGUAGUUAUUCUCCAUUUAAAAUGAAGACUCACUCAAGUACACACUGCAAUGCGUUACUCAUAAGAACAUCAUACUAGCAAUUACAGUGUAACUGAUUUGUGUCUUGCUAUGUUUUGUUUAACUAUGCUUGUGACGGCUUUUAAUGCCUAUUUUACAGUUUGCGGUUUUAUUACUGUUUAAUUUGCGUGUUAUAUUUGCUUAUUGAAUUUUCUAGGAUGCAGAGAAUAGUUGGAUGCCUUAAAUUUAAUGUAGUGUAGGUAUUUUAUAAAAACUUGUAAAAUGAAGGUAUUCCCAGAAUGUACAAAAACUACAGUAUGCUCCUAUGAAGAAAACUUUAACUGCUACUUUGGUUUGUGAAUUAGAGUAAUUUAUUAAGAAAUUUCGUUUUUAUAUAAAAAAUAAAUUAAAUCACAAAAUGGUUGGUUUUAUUUAAAAUAAUAAUACAUUGAAUUAGAGUCCAUUAAGUCAAAAUAGUCAAGCUGUAUUUUUCCUCAUGUUAACCCUAUUACAAAUGCUGCAAUACAACUCUGCUGGUGGUGGUGGUGACAAGAUGUGGGCAGUCUGAGAAUAUUUUAUGUAUUUGCCAAGUUAAGAAAGCACUGGAAGUGUUUGCAGGGCUACGUCAGUGGCUUGACCAGGGCCAGUAAGUGCCAUAUCUAGACCCAGAAAUCGAUUUCAUUUGAUAAGUAAAUUAAUUGUUCAGAUUGAAACCCCAUACUUAAACUUGUUUCCAAAUUCCAUGCUGUUCUCUUCACAAACUGCUCUCUGUCUACGGCUUACAUCUUUCCCAUCCAGACUUCUAAAGCAUCCUUUUAUAUGCAGCAGCGCGCCUGCGGACAUUCACCCCCAUUUAAUCUCUGUAGAAGAAAUACUGUCUGUUCAGCUUUGCACAAUUCUUUAGAAAACAGCAAUUCUCUAGAGAAGGCCAUCACUGUCUAAAAUAGCCAUGAUUCGGAAUCCUUUACUCUUGUUCAUUAUUUGACGUUUACACAAGUAUGGUGUAAAUGGUUAGUUGGAGUUUCUGCCCAUUAAAUUUUACAUUCAUGAUGCUUAAGGUCAAUUUGCAAUUCAAGACUACACUUAAUAUUUGAAGUUUAAAACUUUGCUACUAUGAUACCCCUCCUUCCUUCCUCUUAGAGUAGGAGCGUUGUUUUUGCAUGUAAAUUCAUACUAACAGGGAGGCUCGGACAGUCUUUAUAGGGUAAUAUAAUAUUUUGCAUUGUGUUUAAUCAGGGAAAAAGACUUAUUUUGAUUUAAAAUGGCAGCAGAGCCACACAGGGACCAAACCUAUAAAAUGUUUAAUCUGAUCUUUUACUCAUUCUGGUGCUCCACACUCUAAAAUAAAUGCUAGUGCUUUUUCAUGGAGAGAGUUAGUCUAUUACACAAAGUGUGACUUUUUUUAUAUCAAAUGUUUAUUUCUUAUGACUUAUUCUCCUGCACAAUGUGAAGAACUAACUCUUUUAAGGCAGCUUUAAAAGGAAGUGUACAACAUACAAGGCAUUUUAUAUAGCCUUUUUUUAAUGAGAUUUUCACUGUAUCAAACCAGCAUUCGUAUAUUUUUGUAUUUUCAUUGCACUUGGUAAUUUUUCAAUAAACAUAUAAAGGAAAAA
Messenger RNA from Polyodon spathula (Mississippi paddlefish), 2857 nucleotides. Its product is annotated as stromal cell-derived factor 1-like. Gene Ontology annotation, biological process: immune response; chemokine-mediated signaling pathway. The transcript is spliced from 4 exons. NCBI's taxonomy places the organism in Eukaryota, Metazoa, Chordata, Actinopteri, Acipenseriformes, Polyodontidae. Gene Ontology annotation, molecular function: chemokine activity. Gene Ontology annotation, cellular component: extracellular region. The record is from RefSeq and is a predicted model, not a curated record. Bases 82 to 375 code for a protein of 97 amino acids.